Messenger RNA from Strongyloides ratti, 1716 nucleotides. Its product is annotated as Dopamine receptor 2. Lineage: Eukaryota; Metazoa; Nematoda; Chromadorea; Rhabditida; Strongyloididae. The transcript has 5 exons. Gene Ontology annotation, biological process: adenylate cyclase-activating adrenergic receptor signaling pathway. Gene Ontology annotation, molecular function: G protein-coupled receptor activity. The coding region runs from base 1 to 1716 and encodes 571 amino acids. Gene Ontology annotation, cellular component: membrane. The record is from RefSeq and is a predicted model, not a curated record.
AUGUCUCAAAGUAAAAAUAAUUCUUAUAAUGAUAUGUUGUUAACAGCAAUGAAUAUUAUAAAUAAUGAAGAUAACAAUAUCGAAAAACAUAAUACAUUUUUAAAUUCAUGUGGAAAAAUUGCAUUAACAUUAUUGUUAUCUUUUUUUUGUAUAAUGACAAUAUCUGGAAAUUGUUUAGUAGUUUUGGCAGUUUGUACCAAAAAAUAUUUACGAAAUCCUACAGGAUUUUUGAUUGUUUCACUUGCAAUUGCCGAUCUUAUUGUAGGAUUAGUUGUUAUGCCAUUAAAUAGUUUAUUUGAAAUAACAAAUCAUGUCUGGUUACUUGGAUUACCAAUGUGUGAUUUAUUUCAUGCUUUUGAUAUUCUUGCUUCAACAUCAUCAAUAUGGAGUCUUUGUGUAAUUAGUUUAGAUAGAUAUAUGGCAGGUCAAGAUCCAAUUGGGUAUCGUGAUAAAGUUUCUAAAAAAAAAAUUUUAAUAACAAUUGGAUUGGUUUGGAUGGCUUCAGCAUGUUUAUCAUUUCCUGCAAUUAUCUGGUGGCGCAAAGCAUCUCCGCAACUUUAUCUAGAUGAUAAUAAAUGUAUAUUUACUGAUAAUUGGUUAUAUAUUGUCUUUUCGUCUUUGGUCUCAUUUUAUAUUCCACUUAUAUUAAUUUUAUUUGCUUAUGGAAGAGUUUAUCUAAUUGCUACGAGACAUUCUAAAAGUCUUAAAUUAGGUAUUAAAAAGGUAAAAAAUAAAAAAGUUGUUGCAAAAAAUUCAAUCAAUGGUGGUUCUGAAGAAGUUAUAUUAAAUAAUGAUGAUACAGGUUUAAGAAUACAUUAUGGUGGUGGAAUAAAAAAUUCAUCAAAGGGUGUAAGUAUUCAAUGUUUAUCACAUCAUUCAAAUGAUACUUCUCAUCCAACACAAUAUCAUAAAUUUUCUGAUGUUACUGGAUGUGGACGAAUAAAUCAACAAUCACGAGGAGAAUACAUUUAUAUGAAUAAAUAUUCAUCUAGAAAUCUUAGUAAAUCUUCUGAUUUAAAUAAGUUUCAAGAAAUAACACUUCCAAUAUCUAAUGAAUGUAGAACACCAACACCUGUAGGUGGAUUUAUUAAUUGUUACAAACAAGAUCCAUUAUCACAAAGAGUAACUCAUAAAACAUCAACAAUAAGUUUUAAAGAAUGCCCAAAUAAAAAAUUAGGAAGAACAUCAACUAAUAAAAGUUUGAUAAAUUUAUUAUCAGAUAAAGAAGAAUCAUCUGUAGAUUUUCAUGAAAAAGCACAAAGAAAAAUAUCAUUAAGAAAAAGAUUAUGUAUGAAAGAAAAAUCAAGACAAAUGGUUAAAUAUGUUCAUGAACAACGUGCAGCUAGAACAUUAUCAAUUGUAGUUGGAGUUUUUAUUCUUUGUUGGUUACCAUUUUUUAUAUUAUCUCCAAUACUCUCUAUAUGUCAAGAUUGUGUUUCUGAUAAACGUUUAAUCUUUUCAAUUUUUACCUGGGCGGGACAUUUAAAUUCUAUGUUAAAUCCAUUAAUUUAUUCUCGGUUUAGUCGAGAUUUCCGUAAAGCAUUUAAACAAAUUUUAAUUUGUCAAAAAGAAAAACCACCUAGAAGUGUUAUAAAAAGCCCACUUACAAUUAUGUUUGCUAAACUAGUUACGGUAUCAACAUUAUCUGAUGACAAAGAAAUAAUAAUGCCAAUAAAUCAACGACUAAAUCAAGAAAUGAAAACAUCUUUUGCAUAA